AGUUUUGAAACGUCGUGAGGGAUGAUUGAUAGUGAGGUGAAAUCGGGGAGGUUUUGAGCAUCUUAGUUUAAAAAGUUUCGCGGUUUCUUUUUAUUGUGAGUUGUGAUGGAGUGCUAUCGGUGAUUAAGGAUUUAUGUGAAGAAAAAGGGGGUUUUACUGGUACACCUGGAUUUUCUUCUUCCUUCCUGUUGAUUUUCCCCCCAUUUCUGCGCAAGAUUGGUCCAGCUUCGCAGCUUCUGGCUCCCCCGCAACUAUGGAUACCAGCUACGUGCCGAACAACCCCCAGUUUGGUCUUCAGUUUGAGUGUAACUGGACUGGACCGGGAGGAAUACAACAGGUCAACAACUACCCAGACGACUUAUCAUCUUGCUGGAGCGACGACAUGGGUUCAUUCUCCCUACCACUGGACUUAGAACCACUCCCCAGCCUCUUCAACAUCUCCCCCUGCGGGACAGCUCCCUCCAACACAGCCUACAAAGCAGAACCUGGAGGAUACCAAACACAAAAUCCUCUCUUGUUCAGAGACCAGAAACAACCAGGGUCUGAUGUUGCUGAUGUAUUGCUGUCCUUGAAGCAUGCGGUGGUUCAUCCUGGUCAAAGCCCCAACGAGAAGUUCGAGAAUCAACAGCAUCUGUACCAUCCCCAGAUGUUGUUGUCGCCUGGGGGGUAUUCAACUGGUGGAGGGUUGUGUGACCAGAACUUUGGGAUGGCUCAGCAAGCUCCGAUUUUUCCAAGCAUGUCAGUGAAUGUUUCGAUGAAUAUGACUAUGCAUAGUUACCACCAUCCGAAUGCAGGAUAUACUUCGGAUAUUUCCUGUCCUCAGGUACAGUGGAACACGCAGACCCCAUCUCAGUCGUCUUACCAAGGGCAGGGUCUUCUAAGUCCUUCUUACGGUGGAACAUACUCUUUUACUGCUGACUUUCGACCUCCUCAGGAUGUGCCAUUGCUGACGACCAGUGCAAGCUAUAAACCGAUGCCGAUGACGUUUAUACCACCGAAACGUCGGUCCAGUUCAAGCCUAUUGGACGACGAUGGACAAAAACCUAACGUAUGUCGAAUUUGUGGAAAAAGUUAUGCAAGACCCAGCACAUUGAAGACUCACCUAAGGACCCACAGCGGCGAAAAACCGUUCAGGUGUACGGAUUGCAAUAAGUCCUUUUCGCAAGCUGCCAACUUGACAGCUCACGUCCGAACCCAUUCCGGUGAAAAACCGUUCAGGUGUCCUGUUUGUGAUCGUAGGUUUUCACAAAGUUCGUCGGUCACGACGCAUAUGAGAACGCAUUCAGGGGAACGACCUUAUAGGUGUAGACUAUGCAAGAAGGCUUUUUCGGAUAGCAGUACCCUAACCAAACAUUUGAGGAUACAUAGUGGAGAAAAACCGUACGAAUGUAAACUAUGUUUGUUAAGGUUUAGUCAGAGUGGUAAUUUAAACAGGCACAUGAGGGUCCAUGGUAGUACUAACGGUUUGCCUCCAUGACACAUGUUUUUUAAUUAUCCUGUAUAAAUUUUGAGAUAUUUUUUGAAGGUGUUGCAACGAAAAAACAAUGUACCAUCGACUGAAACUUUGAAAAAUCUAACUGAAAUUAAGAAUUUCUAUUUUUUGUAUAGUUAUUUAAAAAAGUACUAUAAGUAGCAAUCUGUGAUUUAAAGUUAUACUGUUGUUCGUCUGGAAAAAGCCUGCCAUGACGCCUUUUUCAUUCGAUCACACGGUAUAUAUGUAUAUAAAAAUAAGUUCGAAAAAAAAAACGGCGUUAAAGACAGCUGGGGAAAGGCAAUCCAUGAUAAUUUUGACAUUUACUAAAAAUUGACGUAAAACUUGUCAAAAAUUAACACUAAUUAACAUCUAGG
This is a messenger RNA of Sitophilus oryzae (rice weevil), 1848 nucleotides long. RefSeq names its product protein glass-like (gene Gl). Bases 254 to 1477 code for a protein of 407 amino acids. Gene Ontology annotation, cellular component: nucleus. The transcript has 7 exons. The record is from RefSeq and is a predicted model, not a curated record. NCBI's taxonomy places the organism in Eukaryota, Metazoa, Arthropoda, Insecta, Coleoptera, Curculionidae.